This is a messenger RNA of Penicillium brasilianum, 2282 nucleotides long. NCBI's taxonomy places the organism in Eukaryota, Fungi, Ascomycota, Eurotiomycetes, Eurotiales, Aspergillaceae. The record is from the annotation of a GenBank genome assembly.
CAUCCUUGCCUAGCACCUCAGCGCUCUGCACAUCGAUCUCCUUCGAAUUCAGGACGACCUCCUUUGUAGCACGAGUGAUUUUGGCGUCAACCUUUACCACACCCUUGUAGCCCCACGAGCCACUGAACUGCAAAUCGAAGAGGGAGACAUGAUAGUUAAUAGGCUUGGCACUAUAGCUUCGGGUUAGUACAUUUCAAUUCAUUUUGAUCCACGGUAAACCCUAGGAUGCUUGGGUGAGGUUAUAGUGAGGUUAUAGUGGACUGCUUGCGCUUCUUCCGCUCAGUCGGCAUCACUCACACGUCAGGAAGAGUCUCUCUGUCGGUGGACGCCAUCAUGCGAGCUUCAGCAGAACAGUGUCUAAUGGGCGACAAACCGAAAGAUACUCGGGGAGCAGGUAUCGGAAGCCGAGAGCGUAAACGAGGAGUUUGACGAGGGGGUGAUCUUGAAGAGAAGACCGAGGCGGAUGUGGAAGCAGAAGAGGAAGAAGCAGAAGCGAAAGAGAAAGCGGAGGGGGAGGGGCGGAGAGUGAUUUGACGGCCGUGGAUUGCAACGCCUGCGCGUCUUGACGCCGCAAUGGAUCUUCUCCCCCACAUCGGCGUCUUUAACGACGGCUAGUGUCGGGAUUGGGUUGACUUGGGGUUGCGCGAAGCGAAUGGUCUUUCGGUUCCUCACCAUCCCUUGGUUGAGCCGAACUGAAGAGAUCUCGACAGACGGAGCUCCGGCGGAGCUUGGACCCUCUUUCGCGGCUAAUCCAUGCCGCGCCAUUUGACACUAUCUUCCUCUUCUCUCCACCCAUUUUAGCACCAUCCUUUGGACCUCCGCGAAUCGCCGCCAUGGCCGACUCGGAUGAGGAAUAUGUGGGAAGCGUCACCGACGAUGAAGAUGAUUUCCAGGUGACUCGGACGGAUCAGACUCAGCCGCGAAAGAGAAAGCAGCGUGGAGGUGCGGAAUGGGAGCUGUCUCGUACUUGGGAGUCCUUGGUCGAAGGCGCCGAUGGAACCAUCAGCUCGACGGUCGAGGGGCUUCUCGAGGCGAGCAAGCGCAAGAGGCUCCUCAAAGAUACUACGCCUCUACAACGAGGUAUCAUACGACAUCUCAUUCUUAUCCUCGACCUCUCACAAUCCAUGUCCGAAAAAGACCUCCGACCAACACGAUACCUCCUGACGCUGCGAUAUGCUCAAGAAUUUGUGCGGGAAUUCUUUGAGCAAAACCCCAUCUCGCAACUUGGUGUGCUGGGGCUUCGAGACGGACUUGCAGUUCGAGUGAGCGAUAUCAGUGGCAAUCCAACCGAACACUUGACCGCGAUUCAAGAGCUCAAGACUCAGGAUCCAAAGGGCCUACCUAGUCUACAGAAUGGCUUGGAAAUGGCCCGCGGUGCUCUCUUCCAUACACCUAGCCAUGGCACGAGAGAAGUCCUCGUGAUCUUCGGCUCCCUUCUCUCCUCCGACCCGGGUGAUAUCCACCAAACCAUCAACACCCUGGUCACGGACAAAGUGCGUGUUCGGAUUGUCGGUCUUGCCGCUAAAGUCGCCAUCUGUCAAGAGCUAUGUAGCCGGACCAAUCGAGGCGACGAGAUGGCAUAUGGAGUGGCGCUCCACGAGCAACAUUUGCGGGAGCUUCUGAUGGACGUGACGACGCCACUAGCGACCCAGAAGCAAUCGGCGAACUCGCUGCUAAUGAUGGGCUUUCCCUCCCGUACCGUGGAGCCUACCCCUUCCCUAUGUGCAUGCCACUCGAAGCCCUCUCGAGGUGGAUAUCUGUGUUCGCGUUGCGGGAGCAAAGUGUGUAGUCUGCCCGCCGAGUGUCCGUCCUGCGGCCUCACGCUGAUCCUUUCGACUCACCUUGCGCGCUCCUACCACCAUCUGUUCCCCUUGAUGAACUGGGUGGAGGUUCCCUGGCGACGUGCCUCGAGCACCGCCUGCUUUGCUUGUGGACUGCCCUUCCCAGCGGUGCCACCAGAGGAUCAGUGGUCGGCAACGGAGACUCACGCUAAAGGCAUGAGUGUCAGCAGUCGCUACCAGUGCACAGCAUGCCAGAACCACUUCUGUAUUGACUGCGAUCUUUUUGCGCAUGAGGUUGUUCACAAUUGCCCGGGAUGCCAAAGCAACAGCGUUCAAGUGGUCUCCGAGGGGAUGGACACUACGAGUUGAGUAUAUUUUCUAACGUUUGCAUCACAUGGAUCGGGCGUCGAGGGUUUUUUUAUCAAGGCAUGGAAGGGGAGUUUUUGUGUACCAUACAAUUCAGCAACUUGACCAUCAAUAAAUUUUUACCGAAGUACCUAA